Molecule: messenger RNA, 859 nt
Organism: Lolium perenne
Lineage: Eukaryota; Viridiplantae; Streptophyta; Magnoliopsida; Poales; Poaceae
Product: RING-H2 finger protein ATL64
Source: RefSeq, a predicted model, not a curated record
GCAGACACAAACACCCUCCACUAGCAACCUAGUCUUCCUCCUAGAAACAGGCUCCACUAGUCUUCGCCAUUGAUCAUUCUCCACAACGUCGAGUAGACACAAAGUCACCACUCAUCAGGCCAGGCAGGGCAAGCAUGUCGAGCUCUGAGAUGGACUCGUCGUCGCUGGACAGCCAACUCAGGUUCGACGCGUACGCGGUGCUGGUAGCGUUCGGCGUGGCGGCCGUCCUCGUCGUCUGCUUCUGGCAGCUCUACAAGCUCACCGUGUCCGCGCGCCCGCAGGACAUGCUGCCCGUCUCCUCCUCUGGCUCCGGCGGCGGCAAGGCUCCGAGGCAGAGCGACAUCGCUGCGCUGCCGGUGUUCGUGCACGGCGGCGCGGCGGGAGUGGAGUGCGCGGUGUGCCUGGCGGAGAUGGCUGACGGGGAGAAGGGCCGGCUCCUGCCCGGUUGCGGGCACAGGUUCCACGUCGAGUGCGUCGACCGGUGGUUCCGGACCAACUCGACGUGCCCGCUCUGCCGGGUCGCGGUCUUCGGCGAGCCGAGCGCGGUGGAGGCGCACAAGGUUGUCCCCGCGGCUGCUGCCCCUGCCGUGGCUGUGCUGCAAGUUUGAGCUCGUGUUGUUGAUCUUUUCUUUUACUUAUAAACUUGUGUUGUUCAUACAAAUGCUCAGUUAUUGGUAAUUCGUAGAGAGAAAUGUCAAAUCUUUGCCCAUCACAUCAGGGUUGCUCAUUUCCUGUUGGUGUGCCACGUAUAAAGAAAGUAUACUUCCGUACUGGUCACAUCGCAAUCACUCUUUUGUUCACUGUUGUAUCGAUCUGAGUAUCUGACCACGUGUGGCAUCUUUGUACGAAGCAAUUUUAU